Messenger RNA from Hemicordylus capensis (graceful crag lizard), 1476 nucleotides. Its product is annotated as cytochrome P450 2J2-like. Gene Ontology annotation, molecular function: heme binding; oxidoreductase activity, acting on paired donors, with incorporation or reduction of molecular oxygen, reduced flavin or flavoprotein as one donor, and incorporation of one atom of oxygen; iron ion binding. The transcript is spliced from 9 exons. NCBI's taxonomy places the organism in Eukaryota, Metazoa, Chordata, Lepidosauria, Squamata, Cordylidae. The record is from RefSeq and is a predicted model, not a curated record. The coding region runs from base 1 to 1476 and encodes 491 amino acids. Gene Ontology annotation, cellular component: cytoplasm; intracellular membrane-bounded organelle. Gene Ontology annotation, biological process: xenobiotic metabolic process; arachidonate metabolic process.
AUGCUGUCCUUGUUUGGCAUCUUCCUUGUUCUUGUUGCGUCUCUGGUCUUCAUCCAGUACCUGAAAUUGCAAUGGGCAACUAGAAGGCUGCCACCGGGACCAACUCCCUUCCCCAUUAUUGGAACCCUGUGGCAGAUGAACUUCGAAUUCUCUCAUGAGAACCUCAUGAAGCUGGCGCAACGUCAUGGGAAUAUUUGCACCAUUUGGGUGGGACAUUUCCCUCUGAUAGUACUCAAUGGAUUCCAAGCAGUAAAAGAAGGUCUGACCGCCCAUCCAGAAGAUGUUUCUGGCCGCCUGGUGUCACCUUUUUACAAGAGAGUGGGCAAAGAAAAGGGCAUCAUUUUUACUAGUGGCCAUGUGUGGAAGCAGCAGAGGCGCAUUGGGGUGAUGAGUCUAAAGAACCUGGGGCUGGGAAAGAAAGGCCUGGAGUCCCGAAUACAUGAAGAGGCUCAGCAUCUGUCAGAGGUCUUUGCUAACUCUAAAGGGCAACCUCUGGACCCAUCAUUCCAUAUCAUCCUCGCUGUCUCCAAUGUGAUAUGUGCUGUGGUUUUUGGGCAUCGCUUCUCUGAAGAGGACAAAACCUUCCAGCAACUGAUCAAAAAGACCAAUGAUCUGCUUCGCGUUGGAGGUGGCGUCUGGCAUAAUCUGUAUGAUAUGUUCCCCAGCCUUAUGGAGCAUUGCCCAGGACCUCUCCAGAAGGCGUUUUCUUCUGUUGAUUUCCUCCACUCUGUUGCAAGAAAUGAGAUUAGAAACCACAAGCAAAAUGAAUGGUCCAUGGAUGAUCCACAGGAUUUCAUUGAUUUCUACCUGGCACAGAUUGCAAAGAAUACAGGUGACCCCACCUCCACACUGGAUGAGAGCAACCUGGUUCAGAGCAUCUUUGACUUUUUCCUGGCGGGGACAGAGACAACAGCUACCACCAUGCGCUGGGCAGUGCUCUACAUGGUGGCCUAUCCAGACAUACAAGGCAAAGUCCAGAAAGAGCUGGAUGCUGUGCUGGGCUCUUCUCAGCUAAUCUGCUAUGAGGAUAGAAAGAAAAUGCCCUACACCAAUGCUGUGAUCCAUGAAGUCCAGCGCUUUGCCAACAUUGUUGCCGUGGGAGUCCCCAGAUUAAGUACAAAGGACACAACUCUCUUAGGUUUUCCAGUCCCAAAGGGCACCAUCAUUCUUCCAAAUUUGUCCUCCACCCUCUUGGAUUCUAAGGAGUGGGAGACGCCUCGUCGUUUCAACCCAGGUCACUUUCUGGAUCAAGAUGGAAACUUUGUGAAUCGAGAAGCUUUUCUGCCAUUUUCUGCAGGGCACCGUGUGUGCUUGGGAGAACAGUUGGCCCGGAUGGAGCUCUUCAUCUUCUUCACCAGACUGAUGAGGACGUUCACCUUUCAGCUGCCCGAAGGGGUGAAGGAAAUUAACAUGGAGUCCAUAAAGGGCCUGACAUUGCUACCCCAUCCGUAUGAUAUCUGCGCUGUUCCUCGCUAG